ACGAUUUCAGAAACCCUCCUCUCGCUGCAGAAGCGGGUCCCUCACGCCGCUCGUUCGCCCGCUGCUCGCUGAGGCUGAGCCGGCGGGUGGGGGGCGUGAGAUGGCGGCGGGCAGACGGCGCAGCGAGGAGGCGGUGUGAAGGAAGGGGGGGCAACGGGGCGGAGUUGGUAGGCUCCGGAGGGGCCGAGCGAGGAGCGCUGGCGCCGCGGCGGUCGGUUGGGAGCGGCGGCGCCUGAGGCGUGAGGAUCCCGCCGCCGCUCUGAGGGGAGCCCCCGCCGCCGCCCCCGGCCCGGCUCCCGCCGCGAUCGCAGAGCAGCAGGUGCAGGGCGGCCGCCUCACCACCACCGCCACCAUCACCACACGGGCGCCACCGCCCCGCGGCCAUGCCGGCGGUGCAGAAAACGGUGUCGGAGAUCCGCUCCCGCGCCGAGGGCUAUGAGAAGACAGAUGAUGUUUCAGAGAAAACUUCUCUAGCUGAUCAAGAAGAACUGAGAACUAUAUUCAUCAAUCAGCCCCAGUUAACCAAAUUCUGCAAUAACCAUGUCAGCACUGCAAAGUACAACAUAAUCACAUUCCUGCCAAGGUUCCUUUAUUCCCAGUUCAGAAGAGCUGCUAAUGCAUUUUUUCUUUUUAUUGCAUUACUUCAGCAAAUUCCAGAUGUAUCACCAACAGGCCGUUAUACAACAUUGGUCCCUCUUUUAUUUAUUUUAGCUGUAGCUGCAGUGAAGGAGAUAAUAGAAGAUAUUAAAAGGCAUAAAGCUGAUAAUGCGGUGAACAAGAAACAAACUCAAGUACUACGAAAUGGUGCAUGGGAGAUUGUCCACUGGGAGAAGGUAGAUGUUGGAGAUAUAGUUAUAAUAAAAGGCAAAGAGUAUAUACCUGCUGACACUGUACUGCUCUCAUCAAGUGAACCACAAGCUAUGUGCUACAUCGAAACAUCUAAUUUAGAUGGUGAGACAAACUUAAAAAUUCGACAGGGUUUGCCUCUAACAUCAGAUAUAAAGGACAUAGAAAGCUUGAUGAGACUUUCAGGCAGAAUUGAAUGUGAGAGCCCAAACCGACAUCUCUAUGACUUUGUUGGAAACAUCAGACUGGAUGGGCAUGGUACUGUUCCACUGGGAUCUGAUCAGAUUCUUCUACGAGGAGCUCAGUUGAGAAAUACUCAGUGGGUUCAUGGGAUAGUUGUCUACACAGGACAUGACACAAAACUCAUGCAGAAUUCAACAAGUCCACCUCUUAAAAUGUCUAAUGUGGAACGAAUUACAAAUAUUCAGAUUUUGAUUCUGUUCUGCAUCCUUAUCGCCAUGUCUUUGGUCUGCUCUAUUGGUUCAGCUAUAUGGAAUCGAAGGCACACUGAAAGAGACUGGUAUCUUGAUCUAAAUUAUGGUGGAGCGAGCAACUUUGGAUUGAAUUUCUUGACUUUUAUCAUUCUCUUCAAUAAUCUUAUUCCAAUCAGUUUGUUGGUUACACUUGAAGUUGUUAAAUUUAUCCAAGCAUAUUUCAUAAAUUGGGACAUAGACAUGCACUAUGAACCUACGGACACUGCUGCAAUGGCUCGCACAUCCAAUCUCAAUGAAGAACUUGGACAGGUCAAAUACAUAUUUUCUGACAAAACGGGUACCCUGACAUGCAAUGUCAUGCAGUUUAAAAAAUGUACUGUGGCAGGAGUUGCUUAUGGCCAUUGCCCUGAGCCUGACGACUAUAGUGUUCCUUCAGAUGAUUGGCAGGGUUCACAAAAUGGAGAAGAAAAGACAUUUAGUGACUCAUCACUAUUGGAGAAUCUGCAGAACAAUCAUCCAACUGCACCUAUAAUAUGUGAGUUUUUGACGAUGAUGGCAGUGUGUCAUACAGCAGUUCCAGAAAGAGAAGGUGAUAAGAUUGUAUAUCAAGCUGCAUCUCCAGAUGAAGGAGCAUUGGUCAGAGCAGCCAGGCAUCUUCAUUUUGUAUUCACUGGAAGGACACCUGACUCAGUAAUCAUAGAGUCUCUGGGACAAGAAGAGAGAUAUGAACUGCUAAACGUGCUGGAAUUUACAAGCUCUAGGAAGAGAAUGUCAGUGAUAGUUCGCACGCCAACAGGAAAGUUAAGACUCUACUGCAAAGGAGCUGAUACUGUAAUUUAUGACCGCCUUGCUGAAAGUUCAAAAUACAAAGAAAUCACCUUAAAACAUCUAGAGCAGUUUGCUACAGAAGGCUUAAGAACCCUGUGUUUUGCUGUAGCUGAGAUUUCAGAAAGUGAUUAUCAAGAAUGGUUAGAUGUCUAUCACCGGGCUUCUACAGCUAUACAGAACAGAGCGCUCAAACUUGAGGAGAGCUAUGAACUAAUUGAAAAAAAUCUUCAGCUACUUGGAGCAACAGCAAUUGAAGAUAAACUACAAGACAAAGUGCCUGAGACCAUAGAGACACUCAUGAAAGCCGACAUAAAAAUUUGGAUACUUACUGGGGACAAACAAGAGACUGCCAUUAACAUCGGUCACUCCUGUAAACUUUUGAGAAAGAACAUGGGACUAAUUGUUAUAAAUGAAGGCUCUCUUGACGGAACAAGAGAGACGCUUAGCCAUCAUUGCAGUACUCUUGGAGAUGCUUUAAGGAAGGAAAAUGAUUUUGCUCUCAUCAUUGACGGUAAAUCUCUGAAAUAUGCUUUGACAUUUGGAGUGAGACAGUAUUUCCUGGAUUUGGCUUUGUCAUGCAAAGCUGUUAUUUGUUGCAGGGUAUCUCCACUUCAAAAAUCUGAAGUUGUAGAAAUGGUCAAAAAACAAGUUAAGGUAGUAACUCUAGCAAUUGGUGAUGGAGCAAAUGAUGUUAGUAUGAUACAGACAGCACAUGUUGGUGUUGGUAUUAGUGGAAAUGAAGGUCUACAGGCUGCUAAUUCUUCAGACUACUCAAUUGCUCAGUUCAAGUAUUUGAAGAACUUGUUGUUGGUUCACGGUGCCUGGAAUUAUAACAGAGUAGCUAAAUGCAUCUUGUAUUGUUUCUACAAGAACAUAGUCCUUUAUAUCAUUGAGAUCUGGUUUGCUUUUGUCAACGGCUUUUCUGGACAAAUUCUUUUUGAAAGAUGGUGUAUAGGUCUUUACAAUGUGAUGUUUACAGCAAUGCCUCCACUAACUCUUGGAAUAUUUGAGAGAUCUUGCCGGAAAGAAAACAUGCUGAAAUAUCCCGAGUUAUAUAAGACUUCCCAAAAUGCACUGGACUUUAAUACCAAGGUUUUCUGGGUUCAUUGUUUAAAUGGCCUCUUCCACUCAUUCAUUCUGUUUUGGUUUCCACUAAAAGCCCUCCAGCAUGGUACUGUAUUUGGCAACGGUAAAACUUCAGAUUAUCUGCUUUUGGGAAACACCGUUUAUACUUUUGUGGUUCUAACUGUGUGUUUGAAGGCGGGAUUAGAGACCUCAUAUUGGACUUUGUUCAGCCAUAUAGCUAUCUGGGGCAGCAUAGCACUUUGGAUAGUGUUUUUUGGAAUCUACUCUUCUUUGUGGCCAGUCAUUCCUAUGGCACCUGAUAUGUCAGGAGAGGCAGCUAUGAUGUUCAGCUCUGGAGUAUUUUGGAUGGGACUUUUAUGUAUUCCUAUGACAGCUUUACUUUUUGAUGUAGUAUACAAAGUAGUAAAAAGAGCUACUUUUAAGACACUGGUAGAUGAAGUUCAGGAGCUGGAAGCAAAGUCUGAGGAUCCUGGGGCAGUUGUGCAUGGCAAGAGCUUAACUGAAAGAGCCCAACUACUGAAGAAUGUUUUUAAGAAGAACCACGUGAACUUGUAUCGCUCUGAUUCGCUGCAGCAAAAUUUGCUUCAUGGCUACGCUUUCUCUCAAGAUGAAAAUGGAAUAGUUUCCCAGUCCGAAGUAAUAAGAGCAUAUGAUACCACAAAACAAAGGCCUGAGGAAUGGUGAAGGAACACAGCUCAAGAUUUAGGCCUCAUAAGUUACUUCUGUGAGACAGACUACUAGAUCUUUGCUGGGAGCUACAACCAUGGCCCAGUCAUCAGAGAUUUUAAGAUCUAUGAUGAUCUUAUUCCAUAAAGUUUGGAUUUGUGUAUUCAGUAGACAUAAGCACUGUGCAACUAUACUGUAACACACCAUCUCUAAAUUUUUUAACAAGUAUUUGCUUAGCCUUUGUAAGCAGAUUGGAAUUUACCUUGUAUCUUGCCAGCUUGCUUAUUUUACAAUGAAGUUGAAUCAAUACUGGUCAUAUACUUGGAAGGUAAUGGUCAGAUUGCUAAACAUGCUUUACAUUGACAGACCAUUAUCAUCUGUGGAAGUUUUUAAGUGGUAAUAUAUUUAAAUACAGUUGAUAACAAGCCUUUCAUUUCAACAAGUGCUGAAAAAAUAGUAUCUUAAUGGUGUUCACUCACCUUCUUUACGAAAGAUUUUGAGUCAAGAUGUUUAUAGAUAUUUGUGUCAAACUAGCCUACAAACGUUUGCCAAAGAAGUUCCGUAAAUGUUUUCUGUUGUCAGAAAUAAUUUGAAAGGAAACGAACUCCAGUCCUGAUUUCAGAACUGCAUGCUUGAGUCUCUGCACUCAAGAAGAAAGAUUUACUGUGCAGUGAGUCUAAUUUGUGUGGCCUUGAUGGCAUUUGCUUUCAAAACUGCAAGUAUUGCACCCUUGGCCUUAUAGAAUCUUUUCCCUUAUUUUCAUUUAAUAGUGCAUAUGUUGAAAAUGGAUACCACCUUGUAAAAUUGAGUGCACAUUAUUUUUGUUCAAAUUUUAAAGAAUUGCUCUGCCUUACUUCCCUUCAUCAAACUUGAAUUAUUUUUGCAAUGCUUAGAUUUGGUAAUUGUAUCUGCUUAUACUGUAAGUUCAAAAGAAAGUUUGUUUUAAUUUACUUUUUAAACUUAAUUACAUUUUCAACAUUUUUAUACUAAAGUAUUGCAUAUAUUGAAACACAGAGCAAACCAUGCCCUUCAGUAGUGUGAUAUGUACUGUUUUAUUUGCACUGAAGUCACUUCCUAUGAAGAUGUGAAAUACAUUGCAGCAGCCUCUUUAGAACUUAAUGGUCAAGCAGAAUACCUAUACACUCACCUUUAAUUAAAAAGAGAAGGAUAGUGACUGCAGCAAAAGAUACUUAUGUUUUUUAUUUAAAAAAAAAGGGGGGGGGGUAAAUUAAAAGUCGCUUACUAGGAAAAUUGUGAUGAUAAUGUUUUUAAGUAGUAAAAGUUGGUAUUUCUCAGCUUACCACCCAAUGGCCACCAGGUUUCAAAUAAGAGAAAGCUACUUUUUAAUUUGAGAAAUUAGUUAAAUCUUGUAGCUUUUUAGUCCAUGUUUAAUUCUGAUUUUAAAAGCCACCGUAAUUGCAUCUAGAAUACAUUAUUCUGUAGUAACAGAUGCUUUUAUUUUUAAUUAAAUUUCAGUGUAUUAUGUAGAAAUCACAGUUUUUUCCUUGAAUGGAGAUCAGCUAGAUGGAAAAGCAGAACAGUGACAUCCUUAGUGAUCUGCUAGAUGAAGAUUUUCCUCUUUGCUCUCCAACUCAUCCAGUUUCAACUUAAAAGUAACAGGUCCUACAUUCACAUCUUUUCUGAACCUUCCUUGAUCAGUCUUACUAAUUUUUAUAAAACCAUUUACUAAAGGUGAUUUUAGCUCUUUGCCUUUCAUCUAACUAAACACUUGACAUGUAAUGUUAUUACACCGUCCAACUUUCUUGUGCUCCAUUCUAGGAGAAGCUUACAAAUAUACAUGAAAACCCCAACAAAAGACACUAUAUGAAAGUACAUAUUUAGGAAGGCAUAUCAAUGGGAAGGCAGUCUGCAUUUCAUAUGCAUGUUAUGCAAUGUCUUCCUCUCGCUUUCCCGGAGUGAUCUCUAAACAGAAGUGAAAACAGAAGACAGGGACAAAGGGGACGUAUCCCACUAGAAACAGUACUGCCAGUCAGUCAUGCAGACAAGAACUGCCUUCAGAAAAGCCAUUUCAGGCAUAGAUAAAUAGAUGGAUCAAUAUGGGAGGGGCAAAUCACUUGACCUAAGGCAAGAAAAAAUUUGGGGGCAUGGCCCUUUCCUAAAAUGGGGUUCCCUAUUUUCUGUCAUCGAAGGGACAAUGACCAACUUCAAAACAUUUCUGAAAUUAACCAUGACACUGUUGUUCUUUUGUAAUCUUUCAGUGUACUUAACUCAUAAAAUGGUCCAAUCCACACAUACUGACUAAUUUUUAUAUUAUUUUUCUGUUCUAAAUGAUUUAUUUACUGAUUUUGCAGAAAUUACAUGAGGACUAGAAAUCCAUUGCAAUGUAUUGUGACAAAGUUACAGGAAUGCACAUUAUUUAAAAAAAAAAAAAAAAAAAAGCAUCUCCCAGUUGUAAAAGUUUGUUGAAAAUGACACUAUAUAUAUUAAAAAGGAAAACAGUUCUAACUUAGAUGGUGAUUAUUUUUUUUAAGGUAGUGUAAACUUAUCACAAUGUUUCAUCCUUACGUCUUUAUAGAAUUGAAAGUAGUAUUUCACAAAGUACAGUUUUCAUUUUUAUUUUUUGUUUUUUUCCCCUUGUCUCUAUACUUUUUCCACAAGCCAUAUGUUAUUUAUUGUCUGGUGAUUAGUGAUAGGAAGAUACUGCUUCAUGGAAAUAGUAAAAAGACAAUGUGGCAAUUCUAACCAUGUUUUUUGAUUUUUGUAAACAACUUAAUUUUUUCAUUUUUGUAAGCAACUUAAUUUUAAAACAUAAGAUCAUCCUAGCUGUGUGUGCACAUUUUUUAAAUCAGGUCAGGUAUACAAUAUGCACUUUAUUUUCUUGUUAAGUACACAGUAAUAUAAUCUAUUAUGAUCUGGUUCAUACAUCAUAUCUUUGUUAAAGUAAGGGGAUUGUGCAGAUGUUUAUUGAAAGAAAAAACAGUUUAGGCAAAAAUACUUAUAAGAAUGCAUUUGUUCUUAUUGUUUAAAAAUUCGAAUUUGUAUUGAAUACAGAAUUCACGUGGAAUUUUCCAUCUGUUUCAUGUGCACUGUGUAAUUACAAGUUAGUAUUAAAAAUUAAACAUCAAAAAGUUGAAGCAGUGCCACUUAGAAAUCAGAUACCGUAUAAAUACUGUUGCUUAAUUAUUUUUAAAUAUAUAUAUAUAUAUAUAUAUAUGUAUGAGUGAUUCAAAAGAGUAACAGGAAACAAUUUUAACAAACCUAUUGAUAAUUUGUAUUUGGAAAAUUUUCUUGCCAAUUCCUAAUUUUACACUUAUUUUUGCAAGGCAGUUUCAACAGAUUUAUACUUGAACAUCAUUCUAUUUGUAUAAAAUAAAUAAAGUAUUUUGAAACACUGAGAGUUAGCUGAAGAUUCCUAUAUGUCAACAUACAUCCAUAAAAUUCCCUAUGUUACAAGGAUGUGUUUAAAGUGUCUUAGGACAUUUUCAUUAUUUUGAAAUCCAUCUGGAAUGAUUAGUAAUUUGGAGUACGUGUUAAAUUUAAGGAGAGAUGUUGUUUCCCUUUUUUCUUCCAUGUUGCGUAAAAGCACUUGUAGUUCUGAUGAAUUUAUCAUUCUGUCUGCAUGAGGUGAUAUUUUUCAGUGUUCGGAGGCAAUGCAUGGUUGUUGCUCUUCCUGUUUUUUAAUGCCUUUGUUAAAAGUCUUCUCAUAAUAUAGCCAGAAGCUAGCGCUCUGUAAGCAAAUGAGUUUGUCAAUUCAACUUUCUUGGUACUGGAUGUUUUCAUUGGUAGCAAAACUCAACAAAUGAGUUUCUCCUUCCCCCCUCUGCCCUCACUCCCCCAGUUUGUUCGCUGUUAACCAAUAGAUCUUCAUUAAACAAAGGAAUAUUUUAGCAUUCCAAACCUGGUUCCUGCUUAUGCAAACCGUUACUCACAUAGGCUUCAAUUGGACUGUUUGUAAGUAUAAGGACUGCUCAGCUGAGUAACGAUGUGCAAAGCCGGGCACUUUGGAGGGUUGGGACUUUUGGAAGGUUGGUUAAAUAAAAGCAUUUCCAUAUAUUGAGUGAUUUGUAACUGCAAAGCUGCAACCAGAAUCAUUUUUUUUAAACCAUAUUUUAUGGUGUUUCUUUAUUGUAGAAUAGAAGCCAUAAAUGCACUAACAUUGUUUUUUCUACGUCAACUUAAUUUUUCAUUAAGAUUUUCAGUGUUUGAUAUGUAUGAACCGCUGCAGAAAGCAGUCACUAUGUACAAGCAAAAUUUGCAUUCAAGGUAAAGUGAGGUUUUACAGCCCCACUAAGCCAUUACUGCUGAAACUGUUGUGGAAAUUAUGAAGCUGCAUGAAUGAAGACUUUUUGAGUCGGUGUUUAUGGUAGUUUCUCAGGUUUAGUUUUAACUGGAUGUUAAAUGCACUGUGUUUUAUAAGUAGUUAUUCUCUCUUAGUAACACAUUCAGUUCUAUGCAGUGUUACAUGUCAUUUGGCAUUUGGUGAAUGUGCAUGUUUUGAACUGCAAAUUUUAAAUGUUUUGUCUUUUAAUUGUUAAAAAAAAAAAAUGAAUAAACUUUGCCAUUAAAC
Cygnus olor (mute swan) is the source of this 8388-nucleotide messenger RNA. RefSeq names its product ATPase phospholipid transporting 8A1 (gene ATP8A1). The record is from RefSeq and is a predicted model, not a curated record. Gene Ontology annotation, cellular component: plasma membrane. Gene Ontology annotation, biological process: phospholipid translocation. Gene Ontology annotation, molecular function: ATPase-coupled intramembrane lipid carrier activity; ATP hydrolysis activity; ATP binding. The transcript has 37 exons. NCBI's taxonomy places the organism in Eukaryota, Metazoa, Chordata, Aves, Anseriformes, Anatidae. The coding region runs from base 384 to 3878 and encodes 1164 amino acids.